Messenger RNA from Spodoptera littoralis (African cotton leafworm), 1089 nucleotides. NCBI's taxonomy places the organism in Eukaryota, Metazoa, Arthropoda, Insecta, Lepidoptera, Noctuidae. The record is from the annotation of a GenBank genome assembly.
AUGGCUUCAGUGCAUAGAUUAUUGCCGACCUCUGCUGAAUUUUACGCGGAGUUACAAGUAAAAUCAGAUGCUGCAGAACAUCAUCGCCAUGAAAGAUUUACGGCUGUAAUGAUCAUGAUUAAAAUAACUCGUGGUUGGCUAAUCCGUAGGCACGUGGCAUGGUUAUCACAUAAUGCUACAAUCAUCCAAUGUGCCUUUCGUAGGUUCAUGGCAAUGAAGGCAAGACGAGCCGCGCUUAAACAAGCCGUGCGCGACAAACAUAACAAAUAUUACGCUCGUGCUGCUAUGAGGAUACAGGCAUUGUGGCGUGGCCACUACUCAAGGCGUACAAAGUUCUGCUACCGAACUUAUCGCCGCUGGUUGGCUACUGUGAAAGAACGUGGAGAAAGACGAGCGGCUGAAGCUGCGGAAUUCGGUAUUAGAAGUCGAGCAGACGAUCUGAGGAUUUUAGAGGAAGAAGCUCGCACGUGGCUUGCUUUCGUUGUCUUCAAAUUACAUCAUUUACUUAGAACAUACGUCUGUGCCGGAGUAUAUUCAGAGUAUGCAACAUCAGAACUGUCUGAAUUUGAAAAACUACUAAAAUCUAUUCAGUAUACCGAAUACAUGAAGAGGUUGAAGCGGAAAUAUGAUGAGUUUGUAAGAAAACACCGACCGGCUUUUUCGAAUAAGAGGUUGUUUCCGAUAAUAGGGGACGGCGCCGAGUAUUGGUACUUAUCGUUGGCCGAAAUGUAUGAACUGACUACCCCGACACUGAAAUCAAAACGAGAGGAUAACAGGCAUCGGGCGCUGCAUCACGGACGGAUUCAUAAGGAACCCUUUUUGUGGAAGAGACUUAGGCCAGCUGAGCAAACGGAAGGCCGUGGGCCGUUUACAAUAAAGUGUACGACGAAGUAUCCUCCGGCACCAGCGCCGACUCCUAUUCGAGCUGGAGGAGAUGAAGAAAAGCGAGUUGUGCCGAAAGACCCUAGAUUUCAUCUCUAUGUCAGACAUUACAAACCAGACCCUGCCUUGUUUGAUUACGUCGACUUUCACAUUAACGCCCUACUAAGACGAAAGUGUUCCAUUGAGAACAUCGAUAAAGAGUUAUGA